This is a messenger RNA of Hemiscyllium ocellatum (epaulette shark), 5646 nucleotides long. RefSeq names its product endoplasmic reticulum to nucleus signaling 2 (gene ern2). The coding region runs from base 109 to 3045 and encodes 978 amino acids. Gene Ontology annotation, biological process: protein phosphorylation; IRE1-mediated unfolded protein response; mRNA processing. The transcript is spliced from 22 exons. The record is from RefSeq and is a predicted model, not a curated record. Gene Ontology annotation, molecular function: protein serine/threonine kinase activity; RNA endonuclease activity; ATP binding. Lineage: Eukaryota; Metazoa; Chordata; Chondrichthyes; Orectolobiformes; Hemiscylliidae. Gene Ontology annotation, cellular component: IRE1-TRAF2-ASK1 complex.
GUUGUCCGCUGGCGGUUGGAGCCGCGAGCAUGGGAGUGCGGUCAUUUGCAGCGUUUCUUCACCACCAACCCUCCAUCCCUCUGAGCGAGUGAGUGAGCCGGGCAGGCCAUGGCUGAGUCCCGGGGGCUCCGAGCCCCUCUCUUGUUAGUUAUCCUGUUGCUGGCGGUAAGGCAGUGUGCUGUCAGCACAGUGACUCUCCCAGAAACACUGCUCUUUGUAUCGACACUUGAUGGGAACCUGCAUGCUGUCAGUAAACGAACUGGAGAAAUUAAGUGGACCUUAAAAGAAGAUCCAAUCAUUCAAGUUCCAGUCUACGUUGCUGAGCCGGCAUUUCUUCCGGAUCCAAAUGAUGGCAGCCUUUAUGUUAUGGGAGGGACGAACAAAGAGGAACUAAUGAAACUGCCUUUCACCAUCCCUGAAUUGGUCCAUUCCUCUCCAUGUCGAAGUUCUGAUGGAAUAUUGUAUACAGGUAAGAAACAGGACUUAUGGUUUGUUGUGGAUCCCACAACUGGAGAAAAGCAGACUACGCUGACCACUGAUACAUCAGAGAACAUUUGUCCAUCUGCCCCUCUCCUAUACAUUGGGCGCACAGAGUAUAUGAUUACCAUGUACGACACCAAGACUCGAGAACUUUACUGGAAUGCUACCUAUUAUGACUAUUCUGCUCCUUUAUGCAAUGAGAAUACAGACUACAAAAUGGCUCAUUUUGCAUCAAAUGGAGAUGGUUUGGUGGUGACAGUAGAUAGGGAAUCGGGUGAUGUUCUUUGGAUGCAGAACUAUGGCUCUCCAGUGGUGGGAAUGUUCAUUUGGCAACAGGACAGCCUGCAUCGGAUACUUCAUCUCAAUGUUGCCAUGGAAACUCUGCGGUAUCUCACUUUCAACUCUCAAGACAUCCGAAUGAUAAAGUGGAAGUACCAGUUCCCUAAAGAACCCUCCACCACAAAAACUCAACUGGUUCCCACACUUUAUGUUGGGAAACAUGCGUCUGCUUUCUAUGCCUCAUCAUCACUUGUCCAUGAAGGUGUCGCUGUAGUGCCACGAGGAAUUACUAUUGCCCGUGUUCAUGGCCCUACCACUGAUGAUGUCACUGUGCCGGAACGAAGUGCAUGUGAAAGAACUCCAAGCACACAUGUCAAAUAUCCACAGGGGAGUAUCCUAUCAUCUGGAAAUGACAAGAAUCAAUGGUUGUUCAUAGGUCACCAUGAGCUGCCACCAGUAGCACAUACCACCAUUCUGAGGGCAUUUCCAGAUCCAUUGAAGAAGAAUGAAGAGACUGUCAUCACUACAAAGACUAACACCAGGACUCUCGAUGAAUUUAUGAUGCAGCCUGACCAGACGCAAUCAAAAACAUUUGACCAAAGUUAUCGGAUGGACAACGAAGUAAAACAUGAGACUGCAAGUGAGAGUGUGCCUGAAUCAGGAAAUCAAGACAUCUUGACUGUGGCCAUAUUCACUGUGCUAGUAGGAGGAUGGAUGGUGUUUCUGAUUAUGUAUCCAAAAAAAAUGCACCAACAGCAGAAACUACAGCAGCAACAGCUGGAACAACAUCUAGAAGAGAAAUUCCAGCUGCUUCAGCAGCAGCCGCCACAAUCUGGCAGUAAGCUCAGGGCAGACUUCCCAGAAUUCUCAGAAGAUGCAGCUCAGGUCUCCCAAAAAGAUCCACAGGAAUCCAACUCCUCAGCCCAAGAUAGGAGCAGCCAAUACUCAGAACAGCAUGACUAUAAUUUGCAAAAUGGCACUGCCUGCUAUGAUGAAAUUGUUACUGAUAAUGGAACCAAUUUGGUUACUGUAGGAAAGAUUUCCUUCAACCCAAAAGGCGUGCUGGGUCAUGGAGCUGAGGGAACAUUUGUAUUCCGAGGCAGCUUUGAUAAUCGAAAUGUUGCAGUGAAAAGGAUUCUCCCUGAAUGUUUCAAUUUUGCCGACCGUGAAGUUCAGCUCCUUCGUGAAUCUGAUGAGCACCCCAAUGUCAUACGUUAUUUCUGUACUGAAAGAGACAAACAGUUCUACUAUAUCGCUAUUGAACUUUGCAGUACCACACUGCAGGAGUAUGUGGAAGAUUCCAAGUUUGAUCGUGUUAAUCUGGAUCCAGUAAGUGCACUUUUUCAGACCAUGUCUGGCCUGGCUCACCUGCAUUCCCUCAAUAUUGUCCAUCGAGAUUUGAAACCACGCAACAUCCUUAUUUCUCUGCCAAACUCUCAUGGGAAGGUGAGGACAGUGAUCUCUGACUUUGGCCUCUGUAAGAAACUGUCUGUGGGGCAUCACAGUUUCAGCUUGCGGUCUGGCAUACCUGGAACAGAGGGCUGGAUCGCACCAGAAGUCUUAAGAGAGGAGCCUAAAGAUAAGCCUACAUAUGCAAUUGACAUUUUCUCAGCGGGCUGUGUCUUCUACUACGUUAUUUCAGAGGGAAAACAUCCGUUUGGCGAUCCUUUGAGGCGGCAAAGCAAUAUAGCACUUGGAAAAUACAAUUUACAGCACUUUGAACAAGAGGUAUAUGAGAAUGUUGUGGGCAGACAUUUGAUCGAACAAAUGAUCGAUGAAGACCCAAAGCAGCGGCCCUCUGCUCAGUGUGUCCUGAAACAUCCCUUUUUCUGGACUAAAGAAAAGCAGCUUCAAUUCUUUCAGGAUGUCAGUGACCGGAUAGAAAAGGAACCAUUAGAAGGGCAGAUAGUUGGUAGAUUGGAGUGCAACGGCAGAAUGGUGGUGAGGACAAACUGGAGGAUGCACAUCUCUGUCCCUCUACAAACAGAUUUGAGAAAGUUUCGGACAUACAAAGGAAAUUCUGUGCGUGACCUUCUCCGAGCCAUGAGAAAUAAGAAACAUCACUACCAUGAAUUACCCCUGGAGGUACAGGAGACACUGGGAGAGGUACCUGACCAGUUUGUGCAGUACUUCACAUUUCGAUUCCCAAACUUGCUGUUGCACACUUACAAUGCAAUGCAGAUAUGCAGCCAUGAGAGACUUUUUCAUCCUUACUACCAUCAGGGAGCUGGAGGCAGGGAAAAAUUAACCACUAUACUUCCCUGCAUUUCAACUGUGCCAACAUAAAACUUUCCAAAGCCAGAGAAGUAGGAAGAAAUGCUCCAAGCAUCCCACGGUUAUGCUUGUGGUAUCCUGUGAAACUGAGAGAACUGCUCUUCACUUUUGGAUUCUUCAUGUAGAGAACAGGACUCCAUCCUCAGAAAACAGGAGAAAGUUGGCUUGCUUAAUCCCUGCACUGACACAGAUUUAUGUUUGGAACUUAGCAUCCCACAACAAACUGCUUUGCUGCACUUCAUUCUUAAGAUUGGACAGGAAGACAAUAAAUAUUGUAAAAUUGAUGACAGAUUAGGUGAGAUCCCUGCUAAUACUUCCACUCAUUGUGGUAUACAAUCAUCAAAUGGACUGUCCUGCACAGCGAUGGGGAACUAAGACAGAAGGUGGAGAGAAGUGACCUAUUGAUAAUGAUGUACCACUUAACAAUGAUGUCACCUCUGGGGAAGCAAAACUGUUUCUGUCAAGGAGGCCUCUUUCCUGGAAGCAUCGUCAGGACUAAUAUUCAUAAAUGAACUGAAUUGACUCAUCAACAUACUUGUGCCAUACACAUAAUCACUGACCAUUGCAGAAGACUGGAAGGCAGCAGCUAAAGAUGCCUGAACAAGUUGUUUCAUUGCAUGUAUCUAUAAUUUUGCUCUACAAGAAUGAUUUCUAUAGUAACUAAAAAUAAUGACAAGUUACUUGAUAAGACUCCUGCUUUGUCAUUAACUCCAGAAAGAGGAGACACGGUAGAAUCCCAACAACAAUUUGUACCACACUGUAACAAUUGAUACUGGAAAUGUCAUCAGUGCUCUUGUGACUUGUGAAGAAUCUGCUAUUUGUGAUACUGGUAUGAAGGUUUAUAGGGUAACAUUGCUGCAGCAUGAUCUUAUUACCAAUGAUUCGACAGGUCUUUUUCUGCAGAGAUUAUUUUCAUAGAGUAAUUAAUGCAACCUAAUUUUUAAAAAAGAUUUUAAUUCUGUUUGAACAACCAAAGUGACUUUUCAUAUCAGGAAUAGAUGAUCAUCCCUUGAUGUCAGUAGGAAUAACUACCAUCAUUAACCCUGCUGUACUGAAGCCAGUGCUGUUUUGCUGAGUUAAACUAAUAUACUGUAAGAAGAGGUGGGAGUAUAGUGGGUAGUCGAUAGUGAUCAAGAAUGGAAACCACAAAACUCAGGACUUUGCUGGACCACUGCUAUCUCCCAGCUAAUUCUGCACAAAUCCCAUUACUGCCAGUUCUGUAACUCAGCUACUCACUCUUUUUGUCAGCACAUCAGGGGAGGGCCAAUCAUUAUUUGGGUUCAUAAUUGUACAAAUUCAGUGGAAGUUUCUGUGGGCUGUAUACAUUGCCUACAUAGUGAAGUAGGACAUAAUUUAAAAUGAGCUCUGCACAAUUGGGAGUGAAUGUACUUGUAUCUAUUAUUUGGACAUUUGACCAUGUGAAGUUUAUUUUUGGAAGGGAGAGGAGAAACCAGGUACAUGGUAACCUGUACUGCUGCUGGUAUGUGAGAGCUGAUAUAGUGUCAAACAUAUUCUUGUGUUCGUUUUUUUUAAAUCUACAGAAAAGUAUAUGGCACAGAAAGGUCCAUUCAAACUCCAUCUUCCAGCUCUUGGACUGAGCCAUGUAGGUUAUAGCACUUCACGUGCAUAGUCAAGUAUUUUUAAGUAGUUAAAUACAGCAAUGAGUUCUAAGUCUUUACAGUCCUCUGGGUGAAAAAGAUUAUCAAUUCCUUCAGCCAAUUGUUUUUAAAAAACUCUGCUGUGCCUUGUGGUUCUUGAUCUCUCUGCUAAUGGAAAUAAGUGACAGUAGUUUUAGUGUAUUCUUAAAUGCAAUUGAAAAAUCAAACUGCCAAAGAUGUGGGGUGGAUUAAAAAUGGUUUGUUGCAGAUAAAUUGUAGGAAUAGAUGCAUUUAGAACUUUGGGAAAACACUGGGAAUUUGAAGUGCAAUAUAUUUAGUUUUAGAUACAAAUAUUAAGAUAACUGGUUUAUUUCUACUCAUCAUUUUAAAUUGCUAGCUGCUUUGCUGAAAAAUUAUCUAUAUUGAUAUUAUAAGUGUUUGACAUCUGCUCUUUGGAUUUCUUUCAUAGUUGACAUGUCAACACCUGCAGUACCUGAUAUGUUUACACUGUUAUUUUCCUGCUAUGCUCUGUGUGUGCAAAGCUUGCGCACAUUAUUUUCUUGCCCAGUCUCACUGGCUGGGUGGUUUGAGAGUUUGGAAACUUGCUGCACAAGCAUUGCUGUGAGCCCAUCCUAAAAACAGUUGUGCUUUCAGUCUUGUGUUACACAUCCCUCUCAACAGGUUGCAGGAGUUCAUUGGUCUCUGACUGCUUUGGUGGCUGAAACCCUUUCUGGUUUCCAAUAAGUUGCUUACUACGGCCACUAAAGGGCAUAAUUUAUUAGUGCUGUGUAUCCUACUCCAUUUAUAUUCCUUUUCCAUUCAGAUAAAUGUUUUAUAAAAGAGAGCAAAUCAAGCUAAACAAUUGUGGUGAGUUUUUAAGCAACACUGACUGUAUAGAACCUAUCUUUAAUAUGUAGGAAACAGAAUUAUGGCACAUGAUUGUGUUAAAUAAAGUUCACCUUCCUGUAUCUCAACUUUGAUUGUACAUAGAGUUUACACUGUAAAUAGGAGCAAA